UUAAUUAUGAGGCGUUUAACUAUGUUGUAAUCAUUUAUUGAGUUGUGUUGUACUUCGAAACUAUUACUUCGUUUGCUUUCUCUUUCAAUUAGUGUUCUGAUGACAUGAUGCAAUUUGCAUUAAUGACUUUACUUGGUAGUGACUCUUAUACUUUGCCAUUACAUUAUUGCACAAUUUCAACAUUAACUAUGUUGUACUUGUGACUUCUACUAUAGCAGAUUUGGCGAACAGGUUGUAAUGUGGAACGGAGGGCCUUCGAACGCGUCGCCUGACAACACAAUAGACGAUGACUCAGAUGAUGACUAUGAGACAGCAGGUGUCGCGGCUAUGCUCUGGUAUUACCAAACCUACGUUGAGAGACCCCCGCCUCAACCUAAGCACACCUCCGCGUUCACAGGUAUUAUGCGUGUUGAUUACUUGCUUGAUGGUCAUGAGGACGUAAUUCGGAAUAAGAUUAGGAUGGGCAGUGACUGUUUUAAGCGACUGAGUUCACUCUUAGAACUUAAGGGAUAUCUGAGACCCACUAGGAAUAUGAACGUGGACGAGCAGCUUUUUAUCUUUCUAUACAUUGUGUCCCAAAGCCAAAGCAAUAGGGAAUCGCAGGAUCAAUGGCAGCAUUCUGGAUCCACAAUUUCCAAAUACUUCGAGGCUGUAUUGGCGGCAAUAUAUAACCUGCGGCAUGAUUUCAUAACACCCCCGAAUUUUAACAUUAUUGAUCCAAUCAUUGCUGCGAGUGGAAGCAAGUAUUUGCCAUGGUUUAAGAAUUGUGUUGGAGCUCUCGACGGGACUCACGUCCCUUGUGUUCCACCAUCAGGUAACCCCGAAGUAUGGAGGAAUAGGAAGGGUUUUUACUCCCAAAAUGUGUUAGGGGUAUGUUCAUUUGACAUGAAGUUUACCUACAUAUUAGCUGGAUGGGAGGGAUCGGCACAUGAUGCGCGCGUUCUUUCAUCCGUAGUGGGGGUACGAGAAAAAAAGUUCCCAACUCCACCGCCCGGUAAAUACUACCUUGUAGACUCUGGCUACGCGAACAACGAUUGUUUCUUGGCGCCGUACCGGGGGAGCACAUAUCACCUUCAAGAGUAUAGGGCAAGACGUGGGCGUCCUCGAACUCAGCGUGAGUUGUUCAAUUACACGCAUUCGUCCCUAAGAAAUGCUAUUGAGCGCACUUUUGGUGUUUGGAAAGCAAGGUUCCGCAUACUCAAGUGCAUAAAUAAUUACCCAAUAGAGAAACAGAUACAAAUUCCUAUUGCUUGUGCUGUGCUUCACAAUUUCAUACAUAUGUACAACAAUAACGAUGAGCUACUGAACCAGUACACACGAGACGGAGUUUCAGUUUUUGAAAUUGAUCCAGAGAAUGCAGAUCAAGAUGUUAAUCAGAAUCACAAUCAUGAUCGCGGAACAGAACAAAAUCAGAACUCCGCACAUCGUAGACAAAUGAAUAUUUUGAGGGACGAGAUGGCAGCUAGCAUGUGGGCGGCAUUGGAAGCAUAUCGCAAUCGAUAG
Messenger RNA from Morus notabilis, 1503 nucleotides. RefSeq lists its product as uncharacterized. NCBI's taxonomy places the organism in Eukaryota, Viridiplantae, Streptophyta, Magnoliopsida, Rosales, Moraceae. The record is from RefSeq and is a predicted model, not a curated record. The coding region runs from base 238 to 1503 and encodes 421 amino acids. The transcript is spliced from 3 exons.